AGCUUUAACUUCAGACUUGGAGGUGGGCUGUGUGCAGUAAACUGGAAUGCUCUCCCUCACUCACUCCCCAGUGUAGGAGUGAUCCGAAGCAGGACAAGCUCUCCCUGCAGCUGCUGUUGGCUUUGUGUGGACUGGACGCGGAGCUUGGGAGAGGGGGGAGGGUUAUUACUCCAGUUCACAGUCAGUGGAAUUACAGCUAUAGCGGCAGUAUACAUGGGAUUGCUUUUUCUCGUCUUCCUGGGCUCUGACAGUACCGUGUACAAAGACCUCAACAGUGCUGACCAUGAUCAGCCCAGCCUGGAGCAUCUUCCUCAUCUGGACUAAAAUUGGGCUGUUCCUUCAGGUGGCACCUCUCUUAGUUAUGGCUAAAUCCUGCCCAUCUGUAUGCCGUUGUGAUGCAGGUUUCAUUUACUGUAAUGAUCGCUUUCUGACAUCCAUUCCAACAGGAAUACCAGAGGAUGCUACAACACUCUACCUUCAGAACAACCAAAUAAAUAACGCUGGAAUUCCUUCAGAUUUGAAAAACUUGCUAAAAGUAGAAAGAAUAUACCUAUACCACAACAGUUUAGAUGAAUUUCCUACCAACCUACCAAAGUAUGUAAAAGAGUUACAUUUGCAAGAAAAUAACAUAAGGACUAUCACUUAUGAUUCACUUUCAAAAAUUCCCUAUCUGGAAGAAUUACAUUUAGAUGAUAACUCUGUCUCUGCUGUUAGCAUUGAAGAAGGGGCAUUCCGAGACAGCAACUAUCUCCGACUGCUUUUCCUGUCCCGUAAUCACCUCAGCACAAUCCCUUGGGGUUUGCCCAGGACUAUAGAAGAACUACGCUUGGACGAUAAUCGCAUAUCCACUAUUUCAUCACCAUCUCUUCAAGGUCUCACUAGCCUAAAACGCCUGGUUCUGGAUGGAAACCUAUUGAACAACCAUGGUUUAGGUGAUAAAGUUUUCUUCAACCUAGUCAACUUAACAGAACUGUCAUUGGUGCGGAAUUCCCUGACUGCUGCACCAGUAAACCUUCCAGGCACAAACCUGAGGAAGCUUUAUCUUCAAGAUAACCACAUCAAUCGGGUGCCCCCAAAUGCUUUUUCUUAUCUAAGGCAGCUGUAUCGACUCGACAUGUCCAAUAACAACCUAAGUAAUUUACCUCAGGGUAUCUUUGAUGAUUUGGACAAUAUAACCCAACUGAUUCUUCGUAACAAUCCCUGGUAUUGUGGGUGCAAAAUGAAAUGGGUACGUGACUGGUUACAGUCACUACCUAUGAAGGUCAAUGUGCGUGGGCUUAUGUGCCAAGCCCCAGAAAAAGUUCGGGGGAUGGCUAUCAAGGACCUUAAUGCGGAACUGUUCGAUUGUAAGGACAGUGCAGUGGUAAGCACCAUUCAGAUAACCACUGCAAUACCCAACACAGUAUAUCCUGCUCAAGGACAGUGGCCAGCUCCAGUGACCAAACAACCAGACAUUAAGAACCCCAAGCUCACUAAAGAUCAGCGAACCACAGGGAGUCCAGCAAGAAAAACAAUUAUAAUUACUGUGAAAUCUGUCACCUCUGACACGAUUCAUAUCUCUUGGAAACUUGUCCUACCUAUGACUGCUUUAAGACUCAGCUGGCUCAAACUGGGCCAUAGCCCAGCAUUUGGAUCUAUAACAGAAACAAUCGUAACAGGGGAACGCAAUGAAUACUUAGUCACAGCCCUGGAGCCUGAUUCGCCAUAUCGAGUCUGCAUGGUUCCCAUGGAAACCAGUAACCUCUACCUAUUUGAUGAAGCCCCUGUUUGUAUUGAGACUGAAACUGCACCCCUUCGAAUGUACAACCCUACAACCACCCUUAAUCGAGAGCAAGAGAAAGAACCUUACAAAAACCCUAAUUUACCGUUGGCUGCCAUCAUUGGUGGGGCUGUGGCCCUGGUCACCAUUGCCCUUCUUGCUUUAGUGUGCUGGUACGUUCAUAGGAACGGAUCACUCUUCUCAAGGAACUGUGCGUACAGCAAAGGGAGGAGAAGAAAGGAUGACUAUGCGGAAGCUGGCACUAAGAAGGACAACUCCAUCCUGGAAAUCAGGGAGACUUCUUUUCAGAUGUUACCAAUAAGCAAUGAACCAAUCUCAAAGGAGGAAUUUGUAAUACACACCAUAUUUCCUCCUAAUGGAAUGAAUCUGUACAAAAACAAUCACAGUGAAAGCAGUAGUAACCGAAGCUACAGAGACAGUGGUAUUCCAGACUCAGAUCACUCACACUCAUGAUGCUGGAGGCCUUGUAGCUGACUGUGUUUCGGUUUUUUUAAACCUAAGGGAGAUGAUGGUAGGAACCCUAUUCUACUGCAAAACACUGGAAAAAGAGACUGAAAAAAGCAAUGUACUGUACAUUUGCCAUAUAAUUUAUAUUUAAGAACUUUUUAUUAAAAGUUUCAAAUUUCAGGUUACUGCUGCGAUUGAUGUAGUAGAGAUGCCUGAACACAAGUCUAUAUUUUAGUAUUUUUUAGUAAUUUGUACUGUAUUUUCCUUGCAAAUAUUGAAGUUAUAAACCAUUUACUUUGUGUUCUACUGAGUAAGAUGACUUGUUGACUGUGAAAGUGAAUUUUCUUGCUGUGUUGAACAAUCAGGACUGAGUUCACAUGAGAUCCUUGUAGUAUAAGCACAGGCCAUUUUUCACUUUGGUAUUAAUGAAAUGUAAAAAAAAAAAACCUGGCUGAAUGAGAAAACUUAAAGUUCAAAAAAUAGUUAUGAAAGAAUGUUCCAACUAUUAAAUUUGUAUUAUCCCAGUGGUAUUCAAUAAAUUAAAAUAUGUGACGUAAUGGGCAAUAUCAAACUUGCUGCAUAUUUCCAUUUUUACUCUAAGCAAAUUAGAUACUUUUAAGAAAAUACGCAUAUCUUCUGAACUGAAUACAUCCGCUGGCAUAAAGGAGUGUGAAGUCUGCUGUUAAAACCACUGUUAACAAAGCUUUGAGAAUAAAGGACUUCACAAAAUGAAUAAUGUAAGAGCACUCUUAAGUUAGGGGGAAAUUUAUACUUAGGAAAAUAUGAAAUCUUAGACUCUGAUAGUGUAAUGACACAAACACCAGAAUUGCAUUUUGGUUUUGCCUAUACCAUCCUGAUUUUUGAAAAGUGAAUUCUAAAGAUGUAAUUGUUAAUGUUUAUAAUGUUUUUAUCAUAAAUGAUAUCAAAAGAGAAACAUGCAUAUUUAAAAAGGUAGUGUACCCAUAAGCAAUUCCCCUCAACAAUGCAGAGAAAGUAGUACUUUGAAAAAGGGAGAAUUUAAAAGAAAAAUAACUACUAGAAAUCAAAUUUAGAUCUGGUUUAUAUGAAAUGUUUUAACACUGUACAUAAAAGUUCAAUUUACCUUCACAAUGAUCAAGAAUACUGCCCAUUACUGUCACAGUUUUCCACAUAUUACAUAAUGAACUUGUAAUGUAACAUUUCUUUCUAGCUUCCUACUGAAUUGUGAGCUAUUACUUGUUUAAAAACCACAUCAUUUUUCUGUUGCCAUGAUUUUUAUUUUUCCAACAAAAAACCAAAGUGCAUUGUACGCCCUUUGGCCAGUCUUGUAUGUGCCUUGAUCCAAUGCUACAUGUAUUCAGCUUUUAAAACUCGACAAAUUUUUCAUACUUCCUUAAAUAUGAAAAAUUAUGGUCUUAUUGCUGAAUAAAACAAGAAAAAAGUACAAAAUAAUCGUGCUUGCUUUUUCGGGAUUAUGUUACUAUCACUAAAGUAGCAAAUUGCCCAGCACAUUAUUCCUAAGCACCCCCAUGUAUUUUUCUAGGCAUAAAAAUAAACGUUGACUACAAAUAAAAAUAUAUAUAUAGCAA
Molecule: messenger RNA, 3795 nt
Organism: Leopardus geoffroyi (Geoffroy's cat)
Lineage: Eukaryota; Metazoa; Chordata; Mammalia; Carnivora; Felidae
Gene: FLRT3
Product: fibronectin leucine rich transmembrane protein 3
Molecular function (GO): protein binding
Source: RefSeq, a predicted model, not a curated record